Thalassophryne amazonica is the source of this 2643-nucleotide messenger RNA. Its product is annotated as microfibrillar-associated protein 3-like. Lineage: Eukaryota; Metazoa; Chordata; Actinopteri; Batrachoidiformes; Batrachoididae. The transcript has 3 exons. The record is from RefSeq and is a predicted model, not a curated record. The coding region runs from base 194 to 1249 and encodes 351 amino acids.
GGGAAGUGGACCUGUUUGUUAAUGUGUUUGCUGGGAUAUUUCAUCGACAGUGUUCUUAUUUAAAACUUUUCUCUCGGAAAUUUAACUUCACUCUUCGUAGAGUGGAUGGAGAACUAACUUUUAUCAUUCACGUCUGUAGAGGAUUUGCUGUCAGGUUUGUCUUGUGUUUAUGUGAUCUGUCACUCCUCUCGAUAUGUUACCGGCUCAGAUACACCACCUCUUGCACCUGUUUGUCACAGUGCUGCUGCUGCUUGGCAGCCAAACAAAUGGAGCUCAGAACAGUUCCGCGGCUGUGGUGUCCUCUGAGCUGCUCGCCAGUCUGGAUGUCAGCAGGGUGAUGGUGGUGAAGGAGGGAUCCAGCACGCUGAUUACAUGCAACAUGACUAAAGGCCACGAUGACAUCCAAUGGUACAACUCCAAAGGACAUCUGCUGAGUGAGAAUGCAGGUGGGAAGUGGCAGAUUGAGGAUAAAGGAGCCCUGAACAUCACAGUGGUUACAUUUGAAGACAGAGGCCGCUACACCUGCAUUGCCUCUGGUAGUGACGGCAGGAAAAACUACACCGUCACUUUACGUGUCGCCUACACCAGCAGCAGUCUGGGCUUGUAUUACGUCAUUGUCUGUUUAGUUGCUUUCACCAUCACCAUGAUCCUCAAUGUCACGCGGCUCUGCAUGGUCAGCAGCCACCUCAAAAAGACGGAGCAGGCCAUCAAUGAGUUCUUCCGCACAGAGGGUGCUGAGAAACUCCAGAAGGCUUUUGAGGUUGCUAAGCGCAUACCCAUCAUCACAUCAGCCAAGACACUGGAGCUCGCCAAGGUGACACAGUUCAAGACUAUGGAGUUAGCUCGCCACAUUGAGGAGCUGGCACGCAGUAUCCCUCUGCCACCGCUUAUCCUAAACUGCCGCACAUUCAUGGAGGAGGUCGUGGAAGUGGUGAACCUGGGGCAGCAGGUGGUGGAAGCAGCUGAGAUGUCAGCAUCAGGGGACAGCCAGGCUUUAGGUCCACUCUGUGCUGAUGGGACACAAGUCGAGGAGGACGAGCAGGAGGCAAACACUAUGCUGCUGUCAUGUAAAGGAGCAGAUGACAAAGACAUUAUCGAUGUGAUUGUGUCAGUCUACCCAUGUUCUGAAUGUGUGGAUGAGAAUGUGGAAGAGGAGAAGGUUCAUGGCGCAGAUGAGGAGCCUGAGAUGUGUGACAUAUCGCUCAGGGUAAACCCAGAAAAGAGGGUAGCUUCAGAGAACAAUGUGUAGACGGGACCACACCUUCUCAAAAGGAAAAGAGUGAAUCGAAAUCCUGCUGCACAAGACCAUGUAUUGCAUAUUUUCCUGGUUAGCUACAACAGGUGUGCUUAGCCAAUUAAGAGCUAGCUGAUGAACAAAAUACACCUCAGUAUUUGUGGAUAAAGCGUCAGACGUGAAAACUGGGCAAUGCAUAGGGCUCCAUGGAGCAAGAUUGAUACCCCUCAAACAUGCACAUCAAUAAAUGGUUGAUGGAUAGAUAGAAUGUGGAAGAGAAGGUUAAUGGCACAGAUGAGGAGCCUGACGUGCAACAUAUCACUCAGGGUGAACCCAUAAAAGGGAGUAGCCUCGGAGAACAACAUGUAGAUGGGACCAGGCCUUCUCAGAAAGGCUAAGAGUAGAUCGAAAUCAAGCUGCACAAGACUUUGUAUUGCAUAUUUGCCUGGUUAGCGACAACAAGUCUGUUCAGCCAAUUAAGAGUGAGCUAAUCAACAAAAUACACAUCAGUAUUUGUGGAUAAAGUGGAGGACAUGAAAACUGGGCAAUGCAUAAGGCCCCAUGGAGCAAGAUUGAGACCCCUGAAAAGUAAGUCCAGAUGGCUGCUCCCUUGUUUUCAUUCGGGGUUACUGCAGCAAAUCUGAGGUGGAUAUGCAAUUCUGCAUGAUGAAUCGUCACAAGUUGUAUAUCAGAUGCCCUUCCUGACACAACUCCACAUGACUUGGAGAAAUGUGGCAGGGAUGGGGCUGGAGCCUUCUGCACUAAAACCAGGUGUACUAACCACUUAGCCACUACCCCUGCCCUAUUACCUUGAGACUCCUCAAACACACACACAAAAUAAAUGAUAGACUUUUGUUCAGAUUCUUUGUUUUGCCUGUGAUUAAAGCCUAUUCAUGUAUUCUGUAAAAUGAAGUGCAGAGUUCCAAAGGAAGAGGACUGAAUCAUCAUUCUGAAAUGUGUUACAAUAUGAGCGAACAAACAAGUGUUGAAAGUGGAAACUACGAGCCUGAAAAUCAAAAUGUCUGUGUUUUGUGGUCAAAAUUGUGUAAUAGAUAUCUAUCCAUUUAUUUUCUAAAAUUAACUCACUGUAGUUAAAGGGCCUGUCACACCUUGACUAUUUAGCUAGCAUAUGCAGUAUGAAAAAUGUGGUGAAUACGCUGGAUAUUUCCAAUACGUUAUGCAGCUGUCUCGCCAUGAUUUAGCCAGCAUAUGCCGACGUAUCGAAAAUGCUGUCAAUAUGCCAUUAUAUAGUAGCUGACAUGUUCAGUAAGUUCUGUGAUCACCCAGAACACAUCAAAUACAUCUGCAUACAUCAAUGGGUGAUUCUUAGACUACGGGCACUUAUGUCCUUUGAUCAUAUUGUAUGAAAAACAGAAAAAAGGGGAAAUUUCACACUUUUAUAGUUAUCU